Molecule: messenger RNA, 549 nt
Organism: Trichobilharzia regenti
Lineage: Eukaryota; Metazoa; Platyhelminthes; Trematoda; Strigeidida; Schistosomatidae
Source: the annotation of a GenBank genome assembly
AGAUGAGCUCCCGUAUGGAGGAUGAGGGUAUCGAGCCAAAGUUUGAUGAUAUCCUGAAACUGGUAAAUACUAGUGUCAAUGAAUCUAUGAGCAAGUUUGUCAGUCUAUUACAUCUCACCCCUAGAAUAGAGCAGUCUGAGAUCAAAAUGCAAUCAUUGAUGACGAGUAGGCCUCAGAGAGGUGGAUAUCGAGAAGGCUCCAUGAUGUCUAGUAAUGCAUAUAGACCUAGUGAGUGUAACAGGUUUCGUAGUACAUCCUCAACAGAUAAGUUACAAGAUACAAGACAAACACGGUUGUGCUUGACACGUGUGCAAGAGGUGCAUACAGAAGUGAACUGUGAACCGGUGAGCAAGUUCAGUGAUAAGCUAAAUGUAAACUCCAGGUCUGACUCCAAAUUGUGUGACGAUAACGGUGUUGUGAAAAAGUCUGUAGUUGCAACUGGUAAGCCGUUGUUGAAUAGAGUGUCACAGAAUAGAGUUACUGCUUCAGAGUGGAGUUCUGACUCCACAAGUUUACAAAGUAUAACUAGUCAGAGUGAAGAUAUAAAAC